AUGCCCCUCGACACAAUCUACCUAACCCGCCACGGCCACCGUCUAAACUGGACAAUCGACUACAAAACCGGAAAAUACACCUCCCAAUUCCCCACACCAACAGGGAACCCCUCCGAUCCCACGCUGACCUCUCACGGCGUCAGCCAAGCGCACGAACUCGCUGCGCAUAUCGUGGGCGAUAAGAUCGAUCCGAAGCCGUGGCGUGUGUACUCGAGUCCCUUUUGGAGAUGCCUACAAACAAUUCAACCGACCGUCGAUGCCUUGAGUGCUGCUGCUAAGGGACAGGGAAACGAGCGUGGAAAGCGAAUUGAGAUAGAGAAAGGCGCGGAGUUCGGGAUUAGGGUUGAGAAUGGGAUUGGAGAGUGGUUUGGCUCAACGACCUUUUUUCACCAUCCAACUCCACCAACACUAUCAACCCUAACUUCCCUCCCCGCCAACAACAAACCUCGUGCCCCGUUCACUCUACAUGAAUCCCGCACGAAUGCUCUCCUUUAUACCUCCACAAGGGGUGAAUCAAUCCCGCAACUACACAACCGCCUCGCAACAGCCCUAGCGGGCAUAAUUGCCGAAGUGGACGCCGAGGUCGCGGCAGUCGAAGCCUUGCAGCCGCCGGAGGAGAGGACGAAUAAGGCGAUAUUGAUCUGCUCGCAUGCGGCGCCGCUAAUUGCCAUGGGGAGGGUACUAACGGGCAAUAUGCCGGGUGACUCCAGUAAGGAGGAUUUUUUUGUGUUCACGGCGGGGUUGUCGACUUUUCGCCGAAGGGGUGCUGGGGAUGAGGUGGUGGUGAAGAAGGACGAGGGGGUUUUGGCACCGGGUACGAGGAUUACGGAUCCUGUGAGGACGGUUGUGCCGGAGUGGGAAGGUGGUAGAGGGGUAGGUGGUGGGUGGGAUUGUGUUUUGAACGGGGACUGCAGCUUCUUGCGUGGUGGUGCGGAGAGGGGGUGGCAUUUCAAUGGAGAGGAAUCGUUUGAUACGGGGCCGAUGGCGGAUGGUGGAGAGGCGAAGUUGGGGACGAAGUUAUAG
Aspergillus calidoustus is the source of this 1023-nucleotide messenger RNA. The record is from the annotation of a GenBank genome assembly. NCBI's taxonomy places the organism in Eukaryota, Fungi, Ascomycota, Eurotiomycetes, Eurotiales, Aspergillaceae.